AUGGAGGGAUCCGAGUGUCCGCCUGUGACCGUGGAGGGGGACUGGACUCCGGCUCAGACCAAAGCCCUGAAGAACAAACUGCACAUUUACUUCCAGAGCAAGAAGAAGUCGAGCGGAGGAGACUGCCGGGUGGAGGCGGAGGAAGGAGCCCCGAGGGCGGCCGUUUACUUCAGCUCACCGGAGGUGAGAGAGCGAGUCCUCGCGAGGAAGAAUCAUGAGAUCAUCCUGGACAGUAAAACCAUCCAGUUGCGGCUGAGCUCAGCAGCAGUAAGUCCAGUUUCGAUGUUUCAUGUGGAUGUUUUUCCUCACUCAGAGCUUCCUGUUUGCUGCUCACUGUCACUGCUCUGGGUUCAGCUCUUUGGACCAAGCACCUUUAGGUUUUUAUGA
Messenger RNA from Haplochromis burtoni (Burton's mouthbrooder), 387 nucleotides. Its product is annotated as protein mono-ADP-ribosyltransferase PARP14. Lineage: Eukaryota; Metazoa; Chordata; Actinopteri; Cichliformes; Cichlidae. The record is from RefSeq and is a predicted model, not a curated record. The transcript is spliced from 2 exons. The coding region runs from base 1 to 387 and encodes 128 amino acids.